Messenger RNA from Parnassius apollo (apollo), 1551 nucleotides. The record is from the annotation of a GenBank genome assembly. Lineage: Eukaryota; Metazoa; Arthropoda; Insecta; Lepidoptera; Papilionidae.
AUGGAUAAAUGGUUAAUGAAAGGCCAAAACAAAGAAGAUAAUCCUAAGCUUGAACGUAAAAGGAAACCCGAAAAGGAAACAUCAGAGGCUUCAACUUCUAGUAUAGAAGUAGAAUAUGCUGUUCCCAUUCCCAGUUCCAAUUUGACUUCAGUGGGCUUGGCAACAAUGAUGGAUUUAGAAAUAAAUGUACGAAAAGCUGAACUAAAAUUAGCCGGAGCGUUGGCUGAAAAUAAUAUACCAAUAUCAUUUAGCGACAUCUUGGGCCCACUCUGCAAAGAGAUUUUCGCAGACUCAGUUAUAGCUAAAAAUAUGAAUUUACACAGAACCAAGGCGACGGCUAUAAUAAAUAAUGUUUUAGGAAACACAUUUUUAGAGGAUAUAUAUGAAAAAUUACGCGGAGAAAAAAUCUUCUUUUCAUUAAUAAUGGAUGAAACGACUGAUCAGAGCUCUUUAAAACAAUGCUGUUUUACUGCUGUUGUCUAUGAUGAGAACACCAAUAAGGUAGAGCAUUUGUUUCUGGAUAUGGUGGAAUUGUCAUCAGGAACUGCUAAGGGACUGUAUGACUGUUUACAUCAAAUGCUUCGAAAUAAAAACAUAUCGAUAGAAAACAUGGUAGGGUUUAGUUCAGAUACCACAAACGUGAUGGUUGGAGAACAUUGCUCUGUUUUUGCUCUUCUUAAAAAAGAUUUGCCUCACAUUGCUCUGGUGAAAUGUUCUUGUCACAUUAUACACCUAUCAUCAUCUAAAGCUUGUCUUAAAUUGCCUCGAAACGUUGAAGAUUUUUUGCGUUCUGUUGGAGCUCACUUCAGUAGAAGUUCACAAAGACAACUAAAAUUUAGAGAGUUUCAAGAAUUCUUUCAAGUGGAGAUUCACAAAAUUCUCACACCAGCUCAAACUCGAUGGCUCUCGCUGAAAGCGUGUAUAGACCGUGUCUUAGAGCAGUAUACUCCAUUAAAAGCCUACUUGACAGAAACAGUCUUCUCAGAUCCGUCGAAGACUACCGAAGAAAUGCUGAUUACAAUAAACAACCAAUUCACUGUGGUAUAUUUGGAGUUCAUGUCUUACGUACUUGCACUGGUAACAAAAUUCAAUGUCUUGUUUCAAUCAGAAACUUCCCUUCUUUACAAAUUGAAACCAGAAGUCGAAAACCUUUUGAAAACGUUGUCUUCUAAUUUCAUGAAAAUUAGCUAUAUCAAGUCCUGUGCUAAUAUUUUAAACGCAGACUUCAAAAACCCAACACAUUUUCUAAGUUUAAACGAAAUAUAUAUUGGAUUAAAGGCUGGAGAAAGUAUUGAAAUUUUAAAAAAUGACGAAAAUGUACCUCGUGCUGCUAUUGCAGAUUUCUAUAGAACCUGCCAGGAGUUUUAUAUUAAAUUGACGUCAGAUAUUACCAAGCGAUUUGAUUUUGGGGAUCCUCUAUUUUCUAUUAUAUCCGCUGUAAAUCCAUCAGAAGCUCAACAGUUUCUAAUUAAAUCACUUGUGCCUGUGCUGAAGCGAUUUCCAGUGCUUUAUAAAUUUGUGACCGCACAAAAAUUACAUGACGAGUGGUGA